CGAGAAAAACGCCUCUGAAUUCCAACGACGAAGACGAAGGGAGCUAUCACAAAUCAAUUCUCUCCUGCUAAUUUACUUCCUGCACCGCUAGACAAGUUUCGUUCGCAGUUGCAAGUCCAAUCAGAGCUCCGGACCGGACGUGACCUGACCUCUGCUACUAGUAACCUUCGAUCGCAACGCAUUACACAGCACCCCGCCACAGCACCAAACUGCACCACCUGAAGCCAAUUUACUCGAACUACCGAAACAAAAAUGGCGGCCGGAGCUCUGGGUUCCAGAGCCUCGAGGCCAAUCAAUAAUGGAAUAAGAAAUGGCAACAACACUUUCGGUUUGAAUAAAAAGAAGAAUAUGCGUCAACAGAACACUAAAAACAACAAGAAGGCCAGCUACAUCUCUCGGGCAAUUUUUGCUUUGGUCCUGCUGAUGGUGAUCAUUGAAUACGUCGCCUACACCUCGCUCACUCUUCCGAUAAGUGAACCGCCCAAAGAGAGUGAGGGCAGGUAUUUUGAAAGCCGACAGAAGGGUAAGGCACUGACCUUGAGAGAGAGGAUGCGAAAAAAGCGGGUAGAAGAGAAGCUACGGACUAGAGAAAGACGACAUAAAGAAAAGCAGAAAAUAUUAGAAACGUAUCGGAAUACAAGUCCUGAUCCCGCUAAGGUCCAAAAAUAUGACGCCAAAUACAAAAAUAUUCACACUAGUACCCAAACUGAUGUCACGAAUAACCUCUCCCCUGAGGAAUUCCACGACCAACGCAUCAAAACGGUUGAGCACCUUCUGCACAUGGGCGUCGAAGAGGAUUACGACCUUGAAGAACUCCCUCCGUGGUCAUUAAUACUGGACAAUUUCCACCCGCAAACCAAGGACGAUGAGCCAAUCAUUCUUGGGCUGGAAUACUGCGAGGACUUUCGAAAGAUGCACUCUCCCAAAAUCAUUGGUGUCGGACCAGCAGGGCUUUUCAGCACGGGGACCAACCUGAUUGCCAAUCUCAUGACUUUCAACUGCGAUGGCCCGCUCAAACGUCGGGGAAACCGGAAAAAAUUUAGCCUCGUCCAGGUUCCCUGGGGUAAGCACAAUCCAGCUGACGCCCGCUUUCACCACCAGGUACCGAUGCCCGUCGUAGAGGACCGGGAGGCCAUACUUCCUGUCGUCGCCAUUCGCCAUCCCUACACAUGGAUGUCGGCUAUGUGCAAACACUCGUACAACACCAGGUGGAGGCACGUACACAAAAAGUGCCACAGGGGUCUGGGUCUAGAGAAUCCUGUCUGGAAGGUCCCGUAUGGCUUUAAAUCCUACAACGAGACGCACAAUGUGACAAAUUCGUACAACUCACUGGCGCACAUGUGGAUGGAGUGGUACAAGCCGUAUUUCCUCGACGAGAAAUACAACCAAACCCCACGGCUCAUGGUCCGCCACGAGGAUAUGGUCUACCGGCCAGAAAAAGUCGUAUCUAGGAUUUGCGAGUGCGUUGGGGGGGUCAACUCGAAUCCCAUCAAAGACUGGGAAGACCCUGACGGCUUUCAGUACCUAGAAGAAGGCGCAAACACGGGCGGGGGCCAUGGCAUCCACCGCUCCGGUUUGCUUACGGCCAUUCUCAAAUACGGUCAGCCGCUCCGGAAUUGGUACGACCAGUACACUGCCACCGACCGCGAGAUUAUGAAGGAGGCCUUUCAGGGGGAAGUCGAUCCCGAACUCAGAAACAUCUUUGAUACCUUUCAAUACAAGCUCUACGACGACGUGGCUGGUCCGACCCCCCAUGAUAUAAUACAGGUCGAGCGUCGCAAGGCCAUGGAAGAGGAAAAAGAUGAGCAGGUCCUGGCGGAAGCAAAAGCGGUGGCGAAAAGAAACGGCGAUCUGACCGCGUCCCAGGUGGAGCGACUCAAAGCGCACAACAUGAAGCAGCAGCGAAAGAAUGCCAAAAAGGGAAACCGUGGCAAUCCAAUGCAUGACCAUCGAAAGUAUAAGGCAGCGCAAUAGAUGGAACUCAAUACAACUACUAAACACAAAAGGAUGUGUGAUAGUGCGUAUGUACCAUAGUUUUGCGGUGUGGAUAUUCAUAAUAUCAAAGAAAGAUGGGGAAAGAUGCGAAAAUUAUUGAAUAGUUUUACAUCUGAAAAUAUACAGGUGGAUGCGCGAUGUACUGACUCUUCCAAAUAGUAUCAACAGCAUUCUUUCUUUUCCACAAGCAACCCAUAAUAAUAUAAUUUUAGCGAG
Pseudo-nitzschia multistriata is the source of this 2211-nucleotide messenger RNA. The record is from the annotation of a GenBank genome assembly. Lineage: Eukaryota; Bacillariophyta; Bacillariophyceae; Bacillariales; Bacillariaceae.